This is a messenger RNA of Cyphomyrmex costatus, 384 nucleotides long. RefSeq lists its product as uncharacterized. Bases 1 to 384 code for a protein of 127 amino acids. The record is from RefSeq and is a predicted model, not a curated record. Gene Ontology annotation, molecular function: nucleic acid binding; RNA-DNA hybrid ribonuclease activity. NCBI's taxonomy places the organism in Eukaryota, Metazoa, Arthropoda, Insecta, Hymenoptera, Formicidae. The transcript has a single exon.
AUGCAAGCACUCACAACGCUAGGGGUAACAAACCAGGUAACCCUAGUAUGGGUCCCUGGACAUCAGGGUAUACCUGGAAAUGAGAGAGCGGACGAGCUGGCAAAGCUGGGCACCGAAAAGGUCCCGGCUGAACGGAUCGUCGGGGUCCCAUUUUCAGCAGGAACAAAAACGAUCAAAGAGUGGCUUGAACGGGAGCACUCGAACUCCUGGAAGAGGACAGAGAGCUGUAAACGAGCCAAACAACUCAUGAAACUUCCAAAACCAGCAAGAACUAGAGAAUUGCUGGCAAUGGGAAAAGCAAAACUGAGGAGCGGUAUAGGCCUCCUGACAGGACACUUGCCCCUCAGAGCACAUCUAUUCAACCUAGGACUAGCGGAGCAGUAA